Hirsutella rhossiliensis is the source of this 1221-nucleotide messenger RNA. RefSeq names its product FAD binding domain-containing protein. Gene Ontology annotation, molecular function: FAD binding. The record is from RefSeq and is a predicted model, not a curated record. Bases 1 to 1221 code for a protein of 406 amino acids. NCBI's taxonomy places the organism in Eukaryota, Fungi, Ascomycota, Sordariomycetes, Hypocreales, Ophiocordycipitaceae. The transcript is spliced from 6 exons.
AUGGCCGUCGAAGCAACACAUGACCAUCAGGCUGUUGGCGUUGCCAUCGUUGGUGGCGGACCAACCGGUUUGUUCGCCGGCCUGCUCCUCCAUCGAUUGGGAGUCUCGGUCUGCGUCCUUGAUGCCAAGCCUAGGAGCCUUGAGCUGGGGAGGGCAGAUGCUCUGAACGCUCGAACGCAACAGUACUUUGAAGUGGCCAAGAUUCUCGAGGAUCUGCUACCCCUGGGUCUCAAAUGCAGCACAAGUUCCACCUUUGGCAAUGGCGAGUUCAAAUCACGGCAGAACAAGUGGUGGGUGAGCCUCGAGCACACGCUGCACAAAAACUUUCUCAUGCUCGGCCAACCAGUCAUCGAGAAGCUGCUGAGCAGCGAGCUGGGUGACCUUGUGCACUACGGAGAGCAAGUCGUCUCUAUUUACGAGCACGACGAGAGUGUUGACAUCAUCACGAGCUCCGGACGUCGAGUUCGCUCCCGGUAUGUCGUCGGCGCAGACGGCGCUCGCUCGGCGGUGCGCAAGCACAUGGGCGUCACUUUCACCGGCACCAAACCGGAGAUGGUGUGGGCGGUGCUCGAUACCUUCAUCGACACGGACUUUCCUGUCUGCCCGGAAAUCAUUACGUUCGAAAUCGACUCUCAGUCGCGCGUGUCUUGGAUCCCGAGGGAGCGAGGGCUAUCCCGCUUUUACGUGCUCCUGGACGGAGAAGUCACCCAGGAAAGGGCGCAAGAGUCCAUCAAAAGACACAUGACUCCGCACCGAGUCGAAUUUCAGAGAACAGAGUGGUAUAGCACUUUCGAAGUCAAGGAGCGCGUUGCGUCAUGUUUUAUUUCAAAAGACGGUAGUGGGCGCAUCAUCCUGGCCGGCGACGCUGCGCACGUUCACUCCGUCAACGGAGGACAGGGACUGAACACGGGCAUCGCCGAUGCCUUUGGCUUGGCUUGGCGGCUUGCUGCUGUGGUCAACGUCCCUUCGAGCCUCAGGGCAGACGCCGCGGGCAAGUUGCUUCUCAGCUACGAUAUCGAGCGGAGAGGCACGGCGCAGGGAGUCGUUGACGUUGCCGCCGCUCUGGUGCGCGAUACGGUGCACGAGGCGAAGCAAUAUGUCGGGACUAUUGAAAAGAAUGCGGUGUCUGAUCAUUUGUACGAUAGAGCGCACAUCGCAGGAGGGUAUCACAUAGCGAAGAAUAACAAGAACAACACGAUCAUCGAUCAAAGACCCAACUGA